This is a messenger RNA of Carlito syrichta (Philippine tarsier), 4283 nucleotides long. RefSeq names its product Cbl proto-oncogene (gene CBL). Gene Ontology annotation, biological process: cell surface receptor signaling pathway; negative regulation of epidermal growth factor-activated receptor activity. Gene Ontology annotation, molecular function: calcium ion binding; phosphotyrosine residue binding; ubiquitin protein ligase activity. Gene Ontology annotation, cellular component: membrane raft; plasma membrane. The transcript has 16 exons. NCBI's taxonomy places the organism in Eukaryota, Metazoa, Chordata, Mammalia, Primates, Tarsiidae. The record is from RefSeq and is a predicted model, not a curated record. The annotation marks the transcript as partial.
CACCACCACCACCACCUCAGCCCCCACCCGCCGGGGGCCGUGGACAAGAAGAUGGUGGAGAAGUGCUGGAAGCUCAUGGACAAGGUGGUGCGGUUAUGUCAGAACCCAAAGCUGGCGCUAAAGAAUAGCCCACCUUAUAUCUUAGACCUGCUGCCAGAUACCUACCAGCAUCUCCGUACUAUCUUGUCAAGAUAUGAGGGGAAGAUGGAGACACUUGGAGAAAAUGAGUAUUUUAGGGUGUUCAUGGAGAAUUUGAUGAAGAAAACUAAGCAAACCAUAAGCCUCUUCAAGGAGGGGAAAGAAAGAAUGUAUGAGGAGAAUUCUCAGCCUAGGCGAAACCUAACCAAACUGUCCCUGAUCUUUAGCCAUAUGCUGGCAGAACUAAAAGGAAUCUUUCCAAGUGGACUCUUUCAAGGAGAUACAUUUCGGAUUACCAAAGCAGAUGCUGCGGAAUUUUGGAGAAAAGCUUUUGGGGAAAAGACAAUAGUCCCUUGGAAGAGCUUUCGACAGGCCCUGCAUGAAGUACAUCCCAUAAGUUCUGGGCUGGAGGCCAUGGCUCUGAAAUCCACUAUUGAUCUGACCUGCAAUGAUUAUAUUUCAGUUUUUGAAUUUGACAUCUUUACACGCCUCUUUCAGCCCUGGUCCUCUUUGCUCAGGAACUGGAACAGCCUUGCUGUAACUCAUCCUGGUUACAUGGCUUUUCUGACAUAUGACGAAGUGAAAGCUCGGCUUCAGAAAUUCAUUCACAAACCUGGCAGUUACAUCUUCCGGCUGAGCUGUACUCGUCUGGGUCAGUGGGCUAUCGGGUAUGUCACUGCUGAUGGAAACAUUCUCCAGACAAUCCCUCACAAUAAACCUCUCUUCCAAGCACUGAUUGAUGGCUUCAGGGAAGGCUUCUAUUUGUUUCCUGAUGGACGAAAUCAGAACCCUGAUCUGACAGGCUUAUGUGAACCAACUCCCCAAGACCACAUCAAAGUGACCCAGGAACAAUAUGAAUUAUACUGUGAGAUGGGCUCUACGUUCCAACUAUGUAAAAUAUGUGCUGAAAAUGAUAAGGAUGUAAAGAUCGAACCUUGUGGACACCUCAUGUGCACAUCCUGUCUUACAUCCUGGCAGGAAUCAGAAGGUCAGGGCUGCCCUUUCUGCCGAUGUGAAAUUAAAGGUACCGAGCCCAUUGUGGUAGAUCCAUUUGAUCCCAGAGGAAGUGGCAGCCUGUUGAGGCAAGGAGCAGAGGGAGCUCCCUCUCCAAAUUAUGACGACGAUGACGAUGAACGAGCUGAUGAUUCUCUCUUCAUGAUGAAGGAAUUGGCUGGUGCCAAGGUGGAACGGCCUCCCUCUCCGUUCUCCAUGACCCCACAAGCAUCCCUUCCCCCAGUGCCACCACGACUUGAUCUUCUGCCACAGCGAGUAUGUGCUCCUUCAAGUACUGCUGGUCUUGGAACUGCUUCUAAGACCGCUUCUGGCUCCCUUCAUAAGGACAAACCAUUGCCAGUACCUCCCACACUUCGGGAUCUUCCACCACCACCUCCUCCAGACAGGCCAUAUUCUGUGGGAGCAGAAACUCGACCUCAGAGACGCCCUCUGCCUUGUACACCAGGCGAUUGUCCAUCCAGGGACAAACUUCCUCCUGUUCCCUCUAACCGCCUUGGGGACUCAUGGCUUCCUCGGCCAAUCCCUAAAGUACCAGUAGCUGCUCCAAGUCCCAAUGAUCCUUGGACAGGAAGAGAAUUAACCAACCGGCACUCACUUCCAUUUUCAUUGCCUUCACAAAUGGAACCCCGAGCAGAUGUGCCUAGGCUUGGAAGCACAUUCAGUCUGGAUACCUCCAUGAAUGUGAAUAGCAGUCCAUUAGUAGGUCCAGAGGGUGAGCACCCCAAAAUCAAACCUUCCUCAUCUGCUAAUGCUAUUUAUUCUCUGGCUGCCAGACCUCUUCCUGUGCCAAAAGUGCCACCUGGGGAGCAGUGUGAGAGUGCGGAGGACACAGAGUAUAUGACUCCUUCCUCUAGGCCUCUAAGGCUUUUAGACACAACCCAGAGUUCACGAGCAUGUGAUUGUGACCAGCAGAUUGAUAGCUGUACAUAUGAAGCAAUGUAUAAUAUUCAGUCUCAGGCGCCAUCUGUCACUGAAAACAACAGCACCUUUGGUGAAGGAAAUUUGGCUGCAUCCCAUACCAACACUGGCCCUGAAGAAUCAGAAAAUGAGGAUGAUGGGUAUGAUGUCCCUAAGCCACCUGUGCCAGCAGUGCUGGCCCGCCGAACUCUCUCAGAUAUCUCCAAUGCCAGCUCUUCCUUUGGUUGGUUGUCUCUGGAUGGUGAUCCCUCAACAAACUUCACUGAGGGUUCCCAGGUUCCUGAGAGGCCCCCCAAACCAUUCCCUCGGAGAAUCAACUCUGAACGGAAAGCUGGUAGCUGUCAGCAAGGUGGUGGUGCUGCUGCCACUUCUGCUGCCACCGCCUCGCCUCAGCUCUCCAGUGAGAUUGAGAAUCUCAUGAGUCAGGGGUACUCCUACCAGGACAUUCAGAAGGCUCUGGUCAUUGCCCACAACAACAUUGAGAUGGCCAAAAACAUCCUCCGGGAAUUUGUUUCUAUUUCUUCUCCUGCCCACGUAGCCACCUAGCACACCAUUUCUCUACUGCAGCUUUAGAGGACCAGGGAGCUGGGAGCUCUUACUCGGGUGGCACCUAGAAGGGCAGGGUUCCUUUUGGAGACUUCGCAGUGAAGUCUUACCCUCUCUGUGGGAUAUCACACCUGUGGUUCCAAGAUUUCAAAGCAGUGGAAUGAAAGUGGAGCAGCUAGUAUGUUUUAUUGUAUAGAUCUUGAGAGUGCAUUUGAAGGUGUCCUUCAGUUCCACUUAGAAGAGUGUGGAUUUUAUUACACGGUAACCUACCUGGGGAAUAGUGCAGAAAGCCGUAGAACAAAUAUUGUGCUGUAAAUCCUAAUUGAGGACUAAAAACUUCCCUGGGUUAAGGGUGUGUGUGUCUGUGUGUGUGUGUGUGUGUGUGUGUGUGUGUGUACACGUACGCACACAUGUGUGCGUGCUCUUCUGUCUGCCUGUGUUGUGUGUAUCCUUGUGAUUAUAAGAUUAACCUGCUGUGUGUGUUAAUCCCAGGUAGGGAAUUAGCACAAGAGGUUUAGGAAGGAAUCUUUUAAAGAAUUCCAUCUACUGUGGUAUUAGACCCAACCCUAGUGUGUAUUACAACUUCAACACUCCCCUUUGGCUUAGAUUAUCAUGUGCGAGUUAAAGUCUUAUAUUUUUAGAAUACCCUCCCUCUGUCCUUUCCCCUAUCAGCUCCUUCCUCUUCCUUCUUCUUGGUGUUCUGUCACUGGCAGUGAGCUUGCUGUGACCAGCCUUAUGGAGGCCCAGCAGCUUAUAGGUGUUCUUUAUUAUGUGUGAUGGAGUUGGUUUGUUUGGUAGGUAGGUGGGAGGAAAAGUACUGUUGCUAUAUCAUUGUAAUCAUGUUUGAUACUAGCAGCUAACACUGGUCACUCCAAAGUACUGUUUCUAUAGGAACGUUGAAUUUGUUAAGAUGUUUUAAUUAUCCUAAUUACAUAAUGACUGAUUUGAGAUAGAGGCCUUCAAAUACAUUCCAUGCCCUCCCCAGAAAAUAGUCUGUGGGAGUCAGUUGCCUUGGUGCCAGGUAUGUGUUCUGAUGUAGGUCAUGAGUCUUUCUACUUAAUGGGAAGGAAAGCAUUUGUUUCCAGGAUGACUUUCUGGCCAAGAUGCCACGAAGCUUUUAGGAAGUUUCAUUUACAUGCUAUUUAAAUGCACAAAAUAGCCAAUAAAGAUUAUUUGUUCAAUUUUUCUUCCCAGUGAAUUAGUUUCUGCUUAUGGGUGUCUUCCUUUGAACAUGAGUCAGGUUAAAUUUUCAGAAGGGAUUUUUUCUUUUCCCUUUAGGUAAUGGGACUAACACCCAUGGUAGCACAGCAUUUUGCUGAUAAUUAGCACCUUUCCUACAGUGGUGCCACUGGUGAUUUGAUUUCCUCUUGUGCCUAUGGCUUUGGGAAUGUAAUGUCUCUUUCUUCCUUUCCUUCCCUUUUCUUUUUCACAUUAGCUCCUAUGUACUGUCUUUAAUGACUCUUGUUCACAGUAAUUAGAUGACAUGUGGUGAAUACUUUACUAUAUAAAGACAAUAUGAGGUAGAGACUGGCAGCAUGUAUAAUUGCAAGUUCAUAAAGAAGACUGAGAGUCCAGUUUGGAGAGCCAUUAGUUAAUAAUUCCCCUUUUCCUUUCUGUGUGUGAGUCAGAGUCUCACUCUGUUACCCAGGCUCAUGUGCAGUGGCAUG